AUGUGUCCAGUACCAGACGGUGAGGCCGCGACGAAUGGCCAUGCCAAUGGCGCGAACGGACAGGCGAACGGCAAUGGCACGAACGGCCACAAUGGCUUCAGAGCCAUCGAGACACACACUGCCCCCAAACCACCCUCAAGCAACCCAUACGCACCCGUCCAGGACUUCCUGAGCAAUGUAUCACAAUUCAAGAUCAUUGAAUCGACGCUUCGAGAGGGUGAGCAAUUCGCCAACGCCUUCUUCGACACCGAGACCAAGAUCAAGAUCGCCAGGGCGUUAGACGAAUUCGGUGUGGACUACAUCGAACUCACAUCGCCUGCUGCCAGCGAGCAAUCUCGCAAGGAUUGCGAGGCUAUUGCUAAGCUCGGUCUGAGGGCCAAGACGCUAACUCACGUGCGAUGUAACAUGAGCGAUGCCAAGAUGGCGGUGGAGACGGGUGUGGAUGGUGUGGACGUGGUCAUUGGCACGAGCAGUCACCUUAUGGAGCACAGCCACGGCAAGGAUAUGACGUACAUCAAAGAGACGGCUAUCCAGGUCAUCGAGUACGUCAAGUCGCAAGGCAAGGAGAUCAGAUUCAGCUCCGAGGACUCCUUCCGAAGUAACUUGGUCGAUCUGCUCUCGCUGUAUCAGGCUGUGGACAAGAUUGGUGUGAACAGAGUCGGUAUUGCGGACACAGUUGGCUGCGCAACCCCACGACAAGUCUACGAUCUCGUCCGAACAUUACGCGGCGUAGUCAGCUGCGACAUCGAAACGCAUUUCCACAACGACACAGGAUGCGCCAUCGCCAAUGCUUACUGCGCACUUGAGGCAGGUGCUACACACAUCGACACAUCCGUCAUCGGUAUUGGUGAGCGCAACGGAAUUACGCCCCUCGGUGGCCUUAUGGCACGGAUGAUCGUUGCCGACCGCGACUAUGUCAAAUCCAAGUACAAGCUGGAGAAGCUGAAGGAGAUCGAGGAUCUGGUUGCGGAGGCAGUCGAGGUCAACGUGCCAUUCAACAACCCUAUCACCGGAUUCUGCGCGUUCACCCACAAAGCUGGUAUUCAUGCCAAGGCCAUCCUCAACAACCCAUCGACAUACGAAAUCAUCACACCUUCCGACUUCGGCAUGAGCCGUUACGUACAUUUCGCUUCGAGAUUGACGGGCUGGAACGCUAUCAAAUCUCGUGCAGAGCAGCUUGGCCUGGGCAUGAGUGAUGCGCAAAUCAAGUCGGUGACUGUCAAGAUCAAGGCUUUGGCUGACGUGCGACCGCUGGCUAUCGACGACGCGGACAGCAUCAUCAGGAACUUCCACUUCAACCUGAACAACGACAAGGCGCGGCCACUACUCGAAUUGUCAGAGGAGGAGAAGAAGGCCUUCGCCAAGAAGGAGCGAGAACUCGAGGCCGUGAGCGAGAAGAGGGAACUAGACGAAGACGCUGAUGCUGAGGCAGGCGAGCCGGCUGUUAAGAAGUCCCGGAACGCGACUGUCGCAUAA
This is a messenger RNA of Recurvomyces mirabilis, 1476 nucleotides long. RefSeq names its product homocitrate synthase lys21 (gene LYS21). The record is from RefSeq and is a predicted model, not a curated record. NCBI's taxonomy places the organism in Eukaryota, Fungi, Ascomycota, Dothideomycetes, Mycosphaerellales, Teratosphaeriaceae. Gene Ontology annotation, cellular component: mitochondrion. Gene Ontology annotation, molecular function: homocitrate synthase activity. The transcript is spliced from 3 exons. Bases 1 to 1476 code for a protein of 491 amino acids.